AUGUUUAUAGCAGCGAGUAGUCGGGCAACAAAAUCGUUGUGCAGGAAGCGAAUUACAGAAAGCAUAGCAAAGCGAACCACUUCUGUCAAUCAGGAUAUUGCUAAAAUAGUUGGACCUCCGAUAUUAAUUGCGAACUCAUUGGGAUCGUACGACCCAAAAUGGCCACUAGAUUCUUUAGAUAAGUCGCAACAUACUCAAAUGAGCUAUUUGGAGCUAAGUCUGCUCAAAAAACAUAUUAAGGAUUUUCAAGUCGAUCAGCAGAAAAACAUUUACGACGUUAUUGACGGCAUUGAAUGGAACUACUUGGUUACGGAAGCACAUCUUGAGAAAGCACUGUAUAUACUGAAUGACCCUAAAUGCAAUGUUAAGAAAUUGAUGGAUUCAGAAAUUACUAUUCUUAUAAGUGCCACUGGAUGUCGAUGUCAGAUGUUGUCUGCAGCGCAAAGAAAUGAAUAUACUAUUCGUUUACUUAAUAUUCUUAAAAUAAGAGGUGCUAUGUUAGGUAUUACUGCUCGAAAUGCUCUGCUUGCUGUUCAAAUUGACAACCGAGUAGAUGUUGAUGUAGUGAAAACACUCAAACAGUUCGAGUCAGAUGGGCUUGUUCCUGAUGCCCAAACAUACGGCCAGCUUUCUCGAAUUUAUGCACGAAAAGCCGAUUUAAAGGGAAUAUUCGAAAUAAUCAAUCAUAUCAGAAAUAUUGGAGUAAAAUUGUCCGAUCAGGUACUUGAAUCUAUGGUUUAUAGUUUGACAAGUUCAGGAGAAGAUGAAAAAGCAAAAUCAGUUAUUGAAAACGUUGCAAAUAAUAUAUUUUUGGCAGAUGGCUUGAAGAUGGCAUAUACUUUGGCGAAAGCCGAAUACUUUGAUGGUGAGAAUGCUCUAGAGUUUCUGGAUGAAAUUGCGGAUAUUGACACUUUCAUGGAAAAACACCAGAUUUCGAUAUAUGAGUUAUUAUUUUGUCUUGCUAAAAAGGGAAACUUGAAAGCAGUUGUAAAGUUAAGAAGUCUUCUUCCAUCUUUAUCAGAAGAUGUAGAUAGUCAGUGGGGAUACAUGGUUUACAGUAAAGCCCGCACAUUUUUAAGUAAAAAAGAAGAGAAUAUUACGGCAGCUGCAUUGUUGCUUGAUUUUAUUCCGAAUACUGAAAAACGGUUAAAAUUACGGUCCAUCCUAACAAGACUAUUCCCAUCGUCUAUUCAAAAGAAGCAUAUUGCAGAUGCUAUAAGUGUGUGUACAAUCUUCCAGAAAUGCAAUAUCUUGAAGCAUCCAUUUCGAAUUUAUUUAAACUCUGUAGCUUUAAAUAAUCCUAAGAACUUCCGCGACCUCUUCGCAAUUUACAAGGGAAGGGAUGAUUUUGCAGAACUGUAUGAUCGCCCUCACUUACAACUUCCUCUCGCAGUACUACAUUUCAAAGAGUUGAUGAAAACUGAUAUAGUAGAGAAGAAAGUUGAACAUUUGUUGGAGAUUGCACGUUCCCUUCAGAGCACUGGAAUUGCAUCUUGCGGUGACAAAUAUUUUGCAAAUGUGAAAGAUUUAUUUAUUCUUCCGCUUUUGAAAGAUUUGAAUGCUCUGCCACAGUUGAUGAAAAAAAUUGAAAAUGACAGUCCACUUCAGUGUUUCGUAGUUGAUGUUCUCACUACUUAUUUGUUGGCAACGAAACAAAUGCAGCAACUUCAACUAUUGUUGCAUGGGGCCUUGAAAAAUUCUUCAGCAGGAGAUGCUUAUCCAUAUCAAGAAGUGAAAAGUCUCAUUCUCAACACGUCAAUUUACAACAAAAAUCUUAUUUCAGCUUGCUGCCUUUUACGGUUGCUUUUUCCAUUGCCCGGUGUAAGCAGUAAUCGUCAAUAUGGAAAAGGUGUGCAAAUAAUCAAAGCAGCCAUCGUUGCGGGGGAUUUGAAUAAAGUCAAAGUGAUGUGUGAAUUGUGGUCUGCUGAUAAACGAAUUGUUCUUCGGAAAAUCGAUAAGGACGAUCUUUUACAAACUCUUGACCGGAAGGGUGAACUGUCAAAGAAGCAGUUUGUAACUAAAUUAUCAGAAAAAGUAGCAACAAGUCAUGGUAUUAGACAAAAGCCUGUAGGAAAGAUAGGAAAUGGGAGUCAAAAACGCAUGGAAGUCGAAUUAAAGAAUGCACUUGAUUGUGGUGAUUUGGAAAGGGCAGAGAAAAUUUGGGCUAUUGGGUUGCAGCAUAUAUCUCCAUCUAUAGGGUUGUUGUUGGCUGAGAAAUUAUAUUUUUCGAAAAUGAUGAAUCAGUUCAAAUGCGUUCUUAUGAGACUUAACGAGCUUCAUGAAGAUCUCUCCUAUCAUGUGCUUAUCACUUACGAUUCGUCGGAUGCAUCAGAUACGCGAAUGGUGUUCCUAAAUGAAACGAGUAAGAUACUGGAUCUGCAUUUAAAUAUUAAACAAGAGCUUUUAUAUAGCACAAGAGUUAACGCAUUCCACGAAUUAGUCGAAAAGGGUAACCUGAGUCAAGCUCUGGAUUUAUUAAAAAUAAUAAGUGCUCAAAAAAAUUCGGUGUUUGGUCAAUUUGAUUUGAUGGGUGCAGCAAUUGAAAGAGAUGAUACAAUGAUCAUUUCCGAAGUGCUUAAUUUGAUUACAACUUAUCAUGGCAAGGAAUCAUCACUAGCUGACUUUUGCAUUGCUUUAUUAGAGCGGUGUAAAAAAACGCACGCAAUGAGACUGGUACAGAGUAAUAGUUUCCGACUUUCUAGUGCGAAGCUUAAUUAUUAUAUUGAUCGCGAAAUCGAUUUAAACCGGAUAGACGUUAUCCUUGAUUUAUUCGAGCUGUGCACUCCAAAUAGGAAUCUGGAACAACGAGAUUUGGAAAAUGCUAUUUCCAAGAUAGUUACUUUUUUUGUUAAGCGGAAAAAUAAAGCGAUGAUUAACCUGAUUGAAGAGAGAUUAAAUGGUAUUGGAAAAGGACUGACUCCGGAAAUGAAUUCAUUACUACUGAAAUUGAAAGAGCAGAAUUUUGAUAUUAUUAAUAAUGAAAAUGUGCCAACUCAGAAUCUUACUUCAACUGUUCGUGAUUUUAAAUAA
Brugia malayi is the source of this 3030-nucleotide messenger RNA. RefSeq lists its product as uncharacterized. The coding region runs from base 1 to 3030 and encodes 1009 amino acids. Gene Ontology annotation, molecular function: protein binding. NCBI's taxonomy places the organism in Eukaryota, Metazoa, Nematoda, Chromadorea, Rhabditida, Onchocercidae. The record is from RefSeq and is a predicted model, not a curated record. The transcript is spliced from 23 exons.